AUGCUAGAGGACCUGGAACUUGGGACGGAUUUGAUCUGCGUCCUUGACGGACUAGAUGAAUGCGCCGAUGAUUCUCUUGCGAAUCUACUUCAGAAGAUUAGAUCGCCCUUCACAGAGAGCGUAGAAAAGCAUAGACUAAGUCUCAUCAUUCUUAGUCGGAGAUACCCCGACUGUCUCGAGAGAAUGCUGGGCUCAUUCGCGCGGAUCCACCUAGACUCAGAUCAGGUCAGCAAUCAGCCUGACAUAAAUUCUUACAUCACCUCUCGGGUUGCGCAACUGGCCGAGCGAAAAGGUAUUUCUACGAGCCUUGUUAAGCACAUCGAAGAGACAUUUCGGGAGAAAUCGCAAAAUACAUCCCUCUGGGUCAGCUUCAUGGCUGAUGACCUUGAGAAGCAAACAGUACCCGGGAUCGAAAAGGCUUAUGAGCGAAUAUUGCUGAGUAUAAAGCCAGACAACAUUUCCAUCAUCGCAAAUGCUGAAAUGGAUUUCGCUAGCUAUGUUUCCACUAACAGUGCCUCAGCUAGCUGA
Messenger RNA from Pseudogymnoascus destructans, 528 nucleotides. RefSeq lists its product as uncharacterized. The transcript has a single exon. Lineage: Eukaryota; Fungi; Ascomycota; Leotiomycetes; Thelebolales; Thelebolaceae. The coding region runs from base 1 to 528 and encodes 175 amino acids. The record is from RefSeq and is a predicted model, not a curated record.